UGAACAUGGAAGAAGCCCGGUUCUGAGUGCCACUAUGUCUUGGGGGGAGUUCAUCGAGCUCCGUGACCUGAAGUCCAGCAAAGAGCAGAUAGAGCUGACUGGCUCACGUUCACCAUGCUCGCCUCCACGCCUGGAGAGAACCAACGCCCUGAGGAUCAGCCCGGGCAAAGUCCCGGACCUGCUGAGCCGGGUGGGCAUCAUCAGAGUCCUGAGCAGCAGCCAGGACCCCCAGCUCCCAGAGGAGAAGGGAGAAGGGCAUAACUUCCAACCCUGCAGCCACGCUCAGCCCACGUGGUGCGACCUGUGUGGAGACUUCAUCUGGGGCCUUUACAAGCAGAGCCUGCGGUGUGUCAACUGUAGAUUCACAUGCCACUACCGCUGUCGUGCCCUGAUUCAGUUGGACUGCAGCUGGGAACGAAACUCUGCGGCCGACCACACUUGUGUUGUCGAGCACGCCAUAGAAACGGACACAAAUGUGGUAAGAACCUUUAUAUUUGGCAGCACUGCUGACCCAGCAUUCUUUAAUAGUUCAAAUGCAAAUGUGGUAAAAGUCACGCUUUACUUUCUUUUUAUGUCAACUUCAAUAUCAAGGGCCUGUUACCACGUAGCAAACAGGCAUGUUACAGUGUGUGCUACCUGAUUGGAUGCAUGUUAACUGUGCUGGAAGGCUUUAGGGAACAAAUCAGUUGCUUUAUGGCCAAAUGUAGGAACCACUUUAGCACGGCAAUAAAUACAUGUAAAUGUUUCACCUCUGGUUCAACCAGACUUUGAAGCCUGUUCAGUGUAAGAACAGGAUUUCUGGGUGUAGAAGUCUACAUAGUAGAACUCAGCAGUUCACACUAGGAGGCUCCAAAGUAUGUAUCUGCCAAAACUUCCCCCUUGUUUUAGUGAUUUGUAAUGUUGCCAAUGAUGUUACGCAAAGAUGUGACACAAACAUCUCAGCAUGUGGAAAAACUGGUGAAGAAAUUUAGAAAUACCUCAACAGUGGGACGCAUGCUCUUGGUUUUAUGUUCCUCUACUACUUAUUACGUGAUUGAGUUAAAAGGAAACAUUAUAGGUGGAAUGUUUCAGAUGAACAGAAGCAAAUGGGAUUGUUUAUCUCAAAUUAUAGAUGUUAGAAAAACACUUGCAUUGCAGCUGUUCAUUUUCUAACAAAAACAAAGACAAUUUUAUUAACAUGUGUGAUUAUAGUUUUCAACAGCAAGAUCGUUGUUACAACAGCUACAGACUUAGAACUGAGUUGAUUCAUCUUUAGUCCCAUUAUAGUAUUAAUGCUGUUCAUGGUUUACAAAUGCAUUGCUGCAUGUGAAUACUGAACACAUUUAGCUA
This is a messenger RNA of Amphiprion ocellaris (clown anemonefish), 1329 nucleotides long. RefSeq names its product ras association domain-containing protein 1-like. The transcript is spliced from 2 exons. Lineage: Eukaryota; Metazoa; Chordata; Actinopteri; Pomacentridae. The record is from RefSeq and is a predicted model, not a curated record. Gene Ontology annotation, biological process: protein phosphorylation. Gene Ontology annotation, molecular function: protein serine/threonine kinase activity; ATP binding. Bases 35 to 640 code for a protein of 201 amino acids.